Molecule: messenger RNA, 1371 nt
Organism: Adineta ricciae
Lineage: Eukaryota; Metazoa; Rotifera; Eurotatoria; Adinetida; Adinetidae
Source: the annotation of a GenBank genome assembly
AUGACGACUGAAAGUGAACUGAUUUUUUCCCCAGAACGAACAUCAAACAAUUCAUUUCAUAUAUUUUCGAGUAAAAAAGCAAGUCGUCGUGGUGCAGCAUUACAUCAACCACCAAAACCUGUGUCAUGCCGUGUCUUUCGAUACUUCACACCUGCCGCUGCCAUUCGUCCAUCGAAUGCUGUGUCAGUUAGUACAGAUUCUUACGGUAUAGCAUUAGAAAGUCCUUUUUACACCAAAUCCAUAACGUCGACAUAUUGGGAUGAAUGUUUCGAACAUCUCGAAUGCAUCGGACGUGGAUCAUUUGCUGAAGUUUACAAAGUUCGUAACAAAGAAGAUAAUCAGUUGUAUGCAAUUAAACGAUCUUUGACUAAGUUUCGUGGGAAAUCAGAUCGGGAUCAUAAACUGAAAGAAGUGCGUUUUCACGAAGCACUCGCUACACAUCAGAAUAUUUUGAAAAUUAUUCGUGCCUGGGAAGAACGCGAACGUUUAUAUAUCCAAACAGAACUUUGUGAAAGCAACUUAUUAGAAUAUGCUGCUGAACAUUCAAUGACUCAACCAAUGAUUUGGCAUUUCCUGUAUCAAAUUAGUCAAGCUCUGGAUUUUCUUCACUCAUUAUAUUACGUUCAUAUGGAUGUAAAACCUGAAAAUAUACUCAUUACAAGUGAUGGCAUUCUUAAACUGUGUGAUUUUGGUAUUGUACAUGAUCUACGAAGUGCAUCAACAUUGGCACAAGAUGGCGAUGCGCGUUAUCUUGCAUUUGAAGUUCUUUCAGGUACAAUAACCACAGCAGCUGAUGUCUUUAGCUUAGGCAUGGCAGCACUUGAAUUAGUUAGUGAUUAUGAUAUGCCUGUAACAGGCGAUCUUUGGUCAGAUAUUCGUGGAGCCAACAUUCCAGUAGAAAUCAUUUCAGUGUUAACUGAUAUGAAAUUAAAGGAACUUUUACUUCAAAUGAUACAUGCAGAUCACAAAUUACGUCCGUCGGCUAAAGAAGUUCUCAAUAGUCCAACGAUUCGUGAUCAAAUAUGUCAUAUGCCAUCACCGUUUGCAUUUAAUCAACACCGUCAUGAACAUACUGUUUCAUCAAUUGGUGGAACUGAUUCACCAGCUAGUCAUGGCUGUCGAACACCAAUUAAAAAACCCAAACGACCACCAAAUUACGGUGGUUAUCAUGAUGAACUUUCAGAUGAUGAAUUUCGACUUCAUUCGAUUCAUGAUAAGUCUCGAUUAACGCCUCCACCACCAGUUGUUGGUGAUCCACUUCGAGUUCGUCUGUUUCCUGGUGAUUCUGAUGAAGAUAUCAAUGAUGAUCAUAUCUAUUUUCGAAAGUCUCCAGUUCAAUUCAAAUUUGACAGUAGUGGAACUGAAGAUUAA